UGCUCCUGGAUCUGAUCGGGUCACGUGCUGGUCCCGGUCCCGGUGUGAUCUUGGACUCGGUGCUCCUGGUUGUUUGUGUUUCUGAAGGGGGAGAUCUGCUGUCAGCCAUGCCGACGUCCCGGCCCGGUUCUGCGCCGGUGGAGUUCUGGGUGGACGGGUCGAGGCGGGACGGGGCGGUGGAGGAGUUCUACACCCUGAGCUCCGAGCUGGGCAGAGGAGCGACGUCCAUCGUGUAUCGCUGUGAGGAGAAACAGACGCAGAAACCCUACGCCCUAAAAGUCCUCAAGAAAACGAUCGACAAGAAAAUAGUCCGUACGGAAAUCGGAGUCUUGCUGCGUCUCCACCAUCCAAACAUUAUCCAGCUGAAGGACAUUUUUGAGACGGACACCGACAUCGCUCUGGUUCUGGAGCUGGUGACGGGAGGAGAGCUGUUUGACAGGAUCGUGGAGCGAGGGUAUUACAGUGAGAGAGACGCCGCUCACGUCAUCAAACAGAUCCUGGAGGCUGUGGCGUAUCUCCAUGAGAACGGCGUGGUGCAUCGUGACCUGAAACCAGAGAACCUGCUGUACGCUGAUCUGUCGCUGGACGCUCCGCUGAAGAUCGCCGACUUUGGUCUUUCCAAAAUCAUCGAUGAUCAGGUGACCAUGAAGACGGUCUGUGGCACGCCGGGCUACUGCGCUCCGGAGAUCCUGCGAGGGAACGCGUACGGCCCCGAAGUGGACAUGUGGUCGGUGGGCGUCAUCCUCUACAUCCUACUCUGUGGGUUCGAGCCCUUCUUCGACCCGAGGGGAGAUCAGUACAUGUACAGCCGAAUCCUCAACUGCGACUACGAGUUUGUGUCUCCGUGGUGGGACGACGUGUCCCUCAACGCCAAGGAUCUGGUCAGUAAGCUGAUCGUCCUCGACCCUCACAAGCGUCUCAGUGUGCGGGAGGCCCUGCAGCACCCCUGGGUGCUCGGAAAAGCCGCCCGCUUCUCUCACAUGGACACCGCCCAGAGGAAACUACAGGAGUUUAACGCUCGCCGCAAACUUAAGGCUGCCAUGAAGGCCGUAGUGGCCACCAGUCGGAUGCACGAGAGCUCGCGGCGUCGCACCGACAGCUGUGAGAUCCCGGGCUCAGGGACGUCGAGGCAGAGCAGCAUGCAGCAAGACCCGCCUCCAGAGUCCACAAGCCCCUCCCCCGCUGACGAAGAAGCCCCGCCUCCAGACCAGGACGACGAAUCAAAGCCCUCCGACCAAAGUGCCCUCACCCCGUCUCCUCCACGCACCCCAGAGCCCCCCCCUAGCUCUGAAGCCACGCCCACGGGCCCCGCCCCCACGCCAACAGCCCCACCCCCCACACCCACAGGCCCCACCCUUAUCAGGCCACCUCUCCGUGUCGAUGGGAUUCGACAGGCGUCCGUCAUCCCCAAAACGAUGCUAGUUCAGCCCCGCCUGCAGCAGAAAAGCUUCUCAUUGGUCGAGCCCAGUUCCAAGGUCAACGCCACAAUGGCCACGCCUCCAAGUACCAGCAGCCUCAGCAACGGCUUCAUGCCGGGGGCGGAGCCUGCCAGUAAGACCGCCCCCUGCCAGUGAUCACAUAUCGCUUUUAGAAAAACUUAACUUCAUCUUCCUCUUCUCUAAAAACAUCUCAAAUCACUUAAAGGGACCAAAUGAACCUAAAGCUUCUGUUUCAAACGGAGCUAACGUUUAACAUUAAACUUCCAUAUCUGCAGCUACGCUAACGUGCUAACAGAUACACUUGAGGGUUUGUUGGGUGUUUUCGCAGCCAGGACAGUUGUUCAGUCUUCAUUGUUGAGCUGCUGGUUUUUAGUAAGGAGGCUGGACAUGAUUCAAGGGACUUACGAGUUACUCAAGCUAGGCAAGAACAUUGCCCUUUUAGGUCGUUAUAUGGAACCUUGGGGUGGGAGUGUGGGAGAAUAUGACAAGAAAAUCCUUUUAGGGAUAUUCUCUGAGAUUAAAGUGGUCAAUUUAUGAGAAUAAACACUCACAUUUAUGAGAAAACUACAUUUUAAAACUAUUCUGGAUUAUACAUUUCUGAGUAAAGUGAAGAUCCGACCUUGCAAAGUGAAGCCAUGUGGAUCUUCGACAAAAACAUAAACCAUAGUUCCUUACAUUUGUGACUUAAAUCUCAGAGAAUUUGGAAAAAAAAUGUCAUGCAAAUGUAGAGUUUGAUCUCAGAGACAAUUUUUCUUGGAAAUGUGUGCUCUCUUUAUUAAUUUAAUAUGUUAACCUAGCAUGGUCUUGGGAAACCGACAAUAAAUCAGUUUGGCCUGUACUUAAAUGCCAAUUAAAACACUUUGAUAGUAAGAAGUUCAGACCUAGUCCAGAUGUGGUUAGCCUAGCUUAGCAUAAAUACUGGAAGCAGUGGAAAACAGCUCAAACACCUACCAACACCUCAGUAGCUCAACCACAUAUCUUGUUUGUCUCUAUAAUAAGUGGUAGCGACCUUUCAAUCAUAAGGCCGCUCCUUUAUCGUCUAUUUUACUCUAAAUGGGACCAUCAUUUAAAAAAUAAACAUCAUGCUGUAUUAAUAAACACUAGAAACUAGCGGUUUGAACCAUAAACUCAUUAAGAAAAUGUUUACUGGGAUCAUUUAUCAAGUAAGAGGCAAGGUCAUUUUCUCAUAGACUCUCAUAGACAUUUUUCAGAACCAGAAAGGUUGCCCCCUGCUGGUUAUUAGAGAGAGUGCAAUUUGAGGUACUUCCAUUAAGGCUUUACUUUUGAGACUUUAAGGCUCUUUGUUUACACUGUCUUAGGUUUGAUCCGCACAAAAACAGAAAUGUAAAACCAGAGACGCUGCACUGAGGCACUGGGCGGAUGGAUACAAUGAAGAAAUAGUUCUGCCUCGUACUUGAAAUGGGACAAACAGAGACUCUGGUUUCUUCCUCUUUUGGAAACAGAAGGUGACUUUUUCCUCGAAUGCUCAGGACGGAGCUGAUUGUAUUUUAUUAUUAAACACAUGUCUGCAUGGACACGGGUGUGAAGGACGAGGAGAAACAGAGCAGCUUCUGCAUCUCUUUGAGUGUCGGGGCAGCUUCAGACAAAGAGACUGAGAAAAGUUUGAAGAGACGAUCUGCUUUGUUUUUUUUAAAUCCUUUCUACUCUUUACUGGCGACUCCCGCUGGAUUUAUUCUGCAGCCGAAUGAGUAGAUAGAUCCGGUGUUUAUUUCAGUGUCGUGUUAGUGAGUAAAACGCAGUGUUGUUUACACUUUUAUCAGCAGUGGUGAUGAUGAUCUCCUGUUUGCACUGUACAUAGUUUGGUUUUAAGAUUAUAUCUGACAACUUUACCGCCCGACCAGAGACACAAUCAGUGUUCAGACCCCCCAAAUAUACCAAAUUUGACUUUCGUCAUUAAAGGGUAUCUUUUAACCUGGAAACUAUUUUCCCAUGUUUAAAUGUAUAAUGGGGGCAGCAAUUCUAGAUAUUAGUCCAGUAUUGAUCGAGAGUGCUGCAGCCAGGCAAUGAAAUCCUAUCAGGAAAUUAAUCACCGUCAAAUUAAAUCCAUUUCAAGUUUGUUGUAUACAACAUCUGACAACAUUUUGGAAAGAAAGAAAUAAAGAUUAAAUUAUUACAUUUAAUAAUAUUUUGGGGUUUGCUCUUUCCUGUAGGUUUUUGUGCAUGUAAAUAAAUGUUUAAAGCAAAAUUGGGAUGGACACAAUUACAAAUAGAGCGGGGGGAAAGGGUCUAAUUUCUCUGUAUGGGUCCUUUCUCCCUAAUGUUGUCAAAUAUUCUUAGACAUCUUGCUCUGGUAGGGGCAAAAACAAGCACUCUUAGUGGACAUUGACAGUGACAGUGAUCAAUAACAUUGCAACCCAUUUCGUAGCUUCAGUCUGCAAAUUAACAAAAAAAUGUCAUCCCCAAGACAUAACAACGUGGAGAGAUAGGGUCCAAGUUGAAGAACCGAAGUAAACCUUUCAAUGAAAUCCUUUGGACUACACGUUCUACCUCUCUUUGUACAGGGGCUUCCAAAAUAAUAAUAAAGAAAAUCAGACUGGAAAUCAAUCAAUCUUGAACCCACCGGAAACAAAAACACACAAAACUACGGUGGCCAGGAUGGACCAAACUGAAGUAAAGGUUCUCUGCCACCAAAUAAAAUGCUCAAUUUUAAAGAAGCUUUUCUUUUUAACCCUCCUGUUGUCUUCGGGUCAAAUCUGACCGAUUUACUACUUUCAUCAAUCAUACAUUUUUUGUUUUACAUUCGACUGCAUUAAGGCUUUAUGAUAUCCUUCACAGUAGACAUUUGAACAUAUACAAUAGCUGAUC
Messenger RNA from Trematomus bernacchii (emerald rockcod), 4265 nucleotides. RefSeq names its product calcium/calmodulin-dependent protein kinase type IV. Gene Ontology annotation, biological process: protein phosphorylation. The transcript has 11 exons. The record is from RefSeq and is a predicted model, not a curated record. Lineage: Eukaryota; Metazoa; Chordata; Actinopteri; Perciformes; Nototheniidae. Gene Ontology annotation, molecular function: calmodulin binding; ATP binding; calcium/calmodulin-dependent protein kinase activity. Bases 108 to 1574 code for a protein of 488 amino acids.